Molecule: messenger RNA, 1341 nt
Organism: Phytomonas sp. Hart1
Lineage: Eukaryota; Euglenozoa; Kinetoplastea; Trypanosomatida; Trypanosomatidae
Source: the annotation of a GenBank genome assembly
AUGUCUCUGAUUGUUCUUCCGUUCGAGGACUACUAUAAUGAGCUGAUCUCCCGCCCUUACACGAUCGACGAGGCGCUUUUGGACGUCCAGCGCGGGGAGACCUGCGCGCGCGAGCGGAUUCAGGAGGACGCCGAUGCCGACUUUGCCGACAUGCUCCACAUCGCGGGGGUGUGGAUUGGGGAUAAGAAGUACUACCAGAGCGGCAACGUCCCCUGGAUGAGCCGCCAUGCCCUGGUGUUGUACAAAAAACAGCGCGAGGUGUGGUUUCCCGCGACCCUCCCCAUUUCCGUCCAGCCGGGCAAACGGCAGGGCUUCCCUCACACCGCCUUUCGCAAGCUCUGCGAGGAGGAGAACGAGAUUCGGAUUUGGUUUCACUGCAUCGAGGACAAACUCCGCGAGCGUCUUGCCAAGGCCAGUACAGAGUCCUUUUAUCUUCUCGUCUGUUUUGACCAGCUCUACGCAAAGGAAGCGCAGGGCGAGACCCGGAUUCACCGCGAGGAGCUCGAGGAGCGGACGGCCCUGCGCAAGCGCUAUUUCCUGACCGCCCCGCCGGACUUCUUCCGGCAGCUCGUGAUCCAGCGCUACGGGGUGACCAACCCCCGCCGGACCAUUGUCGACCGCGAGCUCACCUUCGACGAGAUGGAGGCCGAGGAUCGCGACCUGAUCGAACAGGAGGAGUUCCGCAGCCGCUCUGAGCUCUUUAAAAUCCUCCACGAGGCCUACCAAACGCAGCUUUUCAUAGUCAACCACCUCGAGGUCGUCGCGCGACAGCUGAUUGUAGAUCUCGCGCAGGAGGUGAUGUACCCUGUCUUGGCGGAAUGCUGUCGGGAGUCUUUUUCCUAUACCUUCUACCACAUCCCCGCGACUUUUCUCCACGUCUUUCCCCAAAAUCGCUUUGCCGUCUUCCAGGAGCUUUGCUUGGAGCGGGCGGAUCAAAUCACGGAGCGCGCGAAGAUCCCGGUCUUUCCAGAAUAUGAACUUCCUCUCAAAAUAACGGAGCCGUCGACCGAGGAGAGUUCCAUCAAUGAGUUGGAAGUCCCGCUGGAGACGGAGAAGCCCAUCGUUGACGUCGUCCAAGACGAAUCCAGCAACGCGCAAAGAAAAGAGUCCGGGGAGGUUUCCUCGAUUUACACGGUCAACGAGCCGACGAGCGGGCGAGGGAAGCAUUCUUUGCACACCGUAAGGUUCUCCUGCGAGGACGAUGUCGAUGAGCCACCGCAAGAGCGGCCCUCUCUUUCUCAUUCCGAGCAUUCCACUAAGAAUCUUGAGUUCCUCUCGCAGGGAUCCGAUAGGAUUUCGUCAAUGAAGGCGUUUGAAUCGAGUCCUCGGCAUGAAAAGUAA